Messenger RNA from Aspergillus neoniger CBS 115656, 1171 nucleotides. RefSeq lists its product as uncharacterized. NCBI's taxonomy places the organism in Eukaryota, Fungi, Ascomycota, Eurotiomycetes, Eurotiales, Aspergillaceae. Gene Ontology annotation, cellular component: cytoplasm. The record is from RefSeq and is a predicted model, not a curated record. The coding region runs from base 195 to 902 and encodes 235 amino acids. Gene Ontology annotation, molecular function: ubiquitin protein ligase activity. The transcript has 3 exons. Gene Ontology annotation, biological process: protein ubiquitination.
CUUGAACACCUCUCUCUUCCGUCAUCCUACACCUGGUACCUUUUUCCACAUUCUCACAAACAACACCAAUCCUUUUCCUCCAGUUACUCCAUCAACAACUCAGCACCAUCUCCCACCGGGAUCCAACCCAUACAUAACUGACUAUUACCCCUCACCCACCCCGCGCCAGCACCAACACCAACACCACCACCACCAUGUCCACCUACGAAGUGGAACACAACACCACCGACCCCUCCACCACAACCCCCACCAACAACAACAACAACAACAACAACACCAGCACAACCCCCUCCAACCCGCACCGCCACCGUCGUCCCGACCUCUCAACCUUCUUCUCCGCCCUCUCAGAAAUCACCCCGGACGAAGCGCGCCAUCGUCCCCAUGCGGUCCCCGUCCCCCGAGACGUCAGCGCCGCAUUCUAUUCCCUAGCGGAGGCAUUGGACGUGAUGCGCCGCGACGGCGGCGGCGGCGGCAGCGGCAGCGGAGCAGCUAUCCCCAGCGCGAUCGGAGAAGUGGAAGGCGGCGACGAGAACGACCUCCUCACAACGAUGAUUCAGAGUCUGCUUAGCACGGCGGAAAUGCCUCCUAGGGAGGUGGAGGGCGCGAGUGAGGAGUUUUGUGAUAUGCUUGAUCGCGUCCCCCGCACGCAAUUGAACUCUUCUCAGGUCUGCCCGAUAUGCAAUAACCCGUUUCUGGAGGAUCAGUACCCGCUUGUGGUGAGGUUGCCGUGUCAUCCGACGCAUUUAUUUGAUUUGGAGUGCGUGAGGCCGUGGUUGAGGCUUAGGGGGACUUGUCCGCUUGAUCGGACGGAUUUCGCCAAGCAGGAGAGGGAGAAGGUUGAGGCGAGGAGGAAGUUGGCGGAGGAGGAUGAGGAGGAGGAGUGGGAUGGGAUGUAUGCUUGAUUUGUUGUCUCAUUCUUUUAUUCGAAGGGACUGUUGAGUUGGGGGUAAGGCUUGAAUUUGGGAGGUAUAAUGAGGUAUGUGAGAGUGGUUUGUAUGGAGUUGGGGUUGGGUUGGUGAGGAAGCGAAAUGCGUGCAUAUAGUUUUGGGUAUGGCAUAGUGAUAUCUAUUUACUGUAUGUAGUGUAUAUCUUUGUACAUGUUCACGUUAUGAAAGAAUGGCGAUGAUGCUACCGCUUGUCUGCUCAAUCCUUUGUGCGGAUGGCCAGUUUG